Messenger RNA from Protopolystoma xenopodis, 270 nucleotides. Lineage: Eukaryota; Metazoa; Platyhelminthes; Monogenea; Polystomatidea; Polystomatidae. The record is from the annotation of a GenBank genome assembly.
GUUAAAGGGAGGCAGGUGUCCGCCUGGUGGUCAGAUCUUGUUUCCGCGGCAAGUUCUGAGGAGAGCAGUGAACCGGAGGAGGAGCCUGAAGAGUUCGAAGAUGUCGGCAGUGAAGAAAGAAGUGUCGGUGACAGGAAUGGCUGUGAUCGAGCUUCGUUAAUGAAAGGCUUUGGACAAAUAAUGCAUCAUGGACAAGAAUUAUGGCAGCCCAUCGAUGUCGAGCAAGGAGAUUCUGAUGCAGGUUGGGAUUAUUUCCAUUUUUUGUGUUAA